CUCUGUAACCUGAGCAUUACAGUUCUUUAUCGACUCGCAAAAUGACUGGCCGUGGUAAGGGAGGAAAGGGAUUGGGAAAGGGAGGAGCCAAGCGUCACAGGAAGGUGCUUCGUGAUAACAUCCAAGGUAUCACGAAACCAGCGAUCCGUCGUCUGGCCCGUCGUGGUGGUGUGAAGCGUAUCUCAGGUCUGAUUUACGAGGAAACCCGUGGUGUACUGAAAGUCUUUCUGGAAAACGUCAUUCGUGAUGCGGUAACGUACACCGAGCACGCCAAACGGAAGACCGUGACUGCUAUGGAUGUCGUCUAUGCGCUCAAGAGACAAGGACGCACCCUUUACGGUUUUGGAGGUUAAGCAGGACAUCAUCAUCAUCAUCACCCGACGUGCGAUUACCAGCGAUCGUCAAAGCAAAUCGGCCCUUUUCAGGG
Molecule: messenger RNA, 427 nt
Organism: Dufourea novaeangliae
Lineage: Eukaryota; Metazoa; Arthropoda; Insecta; Hymenoptera; Halictidae
Product: histone H4
Exons: 1
Coding region: 42-353 (103 amino acids)
Biological process (GO): nucleosome assembly
Cellular component (GO): nucleosome
Molecular function (GO): structural constituent of chromatin; protein heterodimerization activity; DNA binding
Source: RefSeq, a predicted model, not a curated record